Molecule: messenger RNA, 5574 nt
Organism: Paramacrobiotus metropolitanus
Lineage: Eukaryota; Metazoa; Tardigrada; Eutardigrada; Parachela; Macrobiotidae
Product: rho guanine nucleotide exchange factor 11-like
Exons: 7
Coding region: 663-5282 (1539 amino acids)
Biological process (GO): G protein-coupled receptor signaling pathway
Cellular component (GO): cytoplasm
Molecular function (GO): guanyl-nucleotide exchange factor activity; G protein-coupled receptor binding
Source: RefSeq, a predicted model, not a curated record
UAGAUUAGCAAAGAUAAAAACAGUAUUAUUUGUGUUGAUCUGAAAAGUUCUUUUUACCGCACCACAGAUAUGGAGCAUGUUAUUACAAAAAUAAUAAUUCGCCCACUGAACUACUAAAGUCAACGAACGCCGCAGCAUUUUCGCUGUCCUCACUGGUUUGCCGUGCGAAAGCGUACCUCUCAAAGACAGACUGCUUUCGUUUUCUCACACACAGUACACACACAGCUACUCACACCACUCUGCCUACCAGCAUCUCUGCCCUGACUCUGGCCACUGUGCAAACAAGCCCCAGCUUUGUCGUUGAUUUCCUAUGCGAAAACUUUAUACCGUACCUGCAAUCUGUUUCUCUACGCAUGGCCCUGUUAGUGUUAUUGAAUGAAAAUUGAAUUAUCAGUUUUCUCUUGCCUCUGUUUUUAUUCCCAGCAAAAAUGUGAUGCUCCACAUCAGCAAUACUUCCUUGCCUUAUCAUAUCUUCCAAAUCAUUUUUUUUAUUUUUCCCAUGCAACACUCAUUCCAUUGAUCCUUAUCUUAAUCGACCACUCAUCGGAUUAAUCAUCCCCAUGCAUUGGCUUUCAAGUGGCGUUUGAUCCAUGCGAUUGACGUGAUGUGGCUCUCAAAAUUGAUAACCUCUUGAUAUUCCUGGCCUGACGUUUCUUUUGAGUAUGGAUGCCGUCACGCGACGUCUAGCGUCAAAAAAGGACCAUAAGAACAGUAAAAGUGAUGACCACGGCGAAGCCAAAGCCGACCAGAUCAGUGUGGUGUUCCAGCGUGAUGAGCGCGGCUAUGGUUUAACGGUGGCGGGGGAUAAUCCCGUUUUCGUCCAGGUUGUAACGGAAAAUGGUCCCGCGGGCAGUGCUGGACUGCAGCCGGGCGAUCGGAUCAUCAAAGUCAACAAUGAACUGGUGACGCGCAGUAAUCACACAGAGGUGGUCCGCUUGAUUAAAUCGCAGCAUUUUGUGGCCAUGACGGUGGUGCGGACGCCCCCCAACAAGGAGCAGCACGUCAAUGGCGACACGGGUAAUUCGACCACCGACAGUCCCCAGUCCAAAGAGGGCUCCGUACGCAGUGCCGCACGGAUUCAACACUUGAUGCGGAAACUGGCCGAGGAGAAAAAUGUCCUGUUAAAUCUCCAGGAGGAACUGGCGUCCAGUCCGUCAGAACAGGUGCAGAUGCGCAUCGAGCGGGUGAGUAAGAAUAUCAAGGACUUCCAGAAUAUGUUGAAUGCUGCUGAACACGGCCGGCGGGGUAAGGGACGCGGGGAGAUUGGGGCGCCGCGACGGUCGGACGACGCCCUCCGCCCCCUGGAGCAGCCCCCCACCCCGCCCCCCAUCGAGCGGAUCCCCACCCGGCCGGUGGAGGAUGGCGGAUCACCGCGCAGUAGUUCGGCGUCCAAUCUCAACCGGCGCCGCUCCAACCCCGAAGCCAUGCAUGUGGGCGUGGCGCGGAUGGCCUUGACGGCCAGUCUCCCGGAUCAGACCGUCCUGGGACGCAGUUCCAGCGCGGUGCAUGUCGAUGUGGACAGCAGCGGGGCCGGGGAGGAGCAGCCGCCGGCGUUGCCGGUCAAACGCUCCAAACGCCCGCAUCCUAUGGACAGUGUGGAUCUGGGUACGCCCGCCGGCAGUCCGCCGCCGCCGUAUCCGGAGGUGGUUAAGACCAGUAAUGGGAAAGUGCCGAAAUCGGGAUCGUUCUCCGGCGUGUCAGUCGGCGGCGCUGGUCGAUUUCAACCGGCGCGUCAACUGGACAUCGUGACGAUGGAAGAUCCCAACUUUGCUUCCUUAAACCUUCCACAAGAGCCGUUCUCCAACUACGCCACUGUGCACAAAAGUCUCGCCAAUUUGUCGGCAUUUCUCCAUUACCUAAUCGCCAUUGACCAAGCACCACCGCUAUUAUUCCACUUAACCACCGAUUUAUAUCCUAAAGGCAGCCAGAAGGAGCUGCAACGGUGGGCCUACGAGAUCCACUCGACAUUUAUCGUUCCCCAGGCGCCGCUGGACUUUCUCAGCUUACCCGGCGGUGAUCCUUCCCACAGCCAAAUUGUCACCGCCAUCGACGAAGUUUUGUCACGGCCGGACAAAGAAGACGCCCUGCGUGAUGUCUUCGCCAGCGCCCGCUCCAUCGCUCUGACCAUGAUACAAGAACGGUUGAAUCAAUUCCAACAAGUGCGCAUGCGCGGCCUGUCCGGUAUGUACAACAUCGAUGAGGUCGCCCUGGUUGACACAGACAAAUCGUCUGAGCGGGCUCGUGAGCUAGUGGAUAGUCUCCUGGGACGGGAUCUGGAUCGGAUCACAUUUGAUAGUGCCGAUGAGCCGGAGAAUCGAUCGGAUCGGCAGGCUGCCAUUGGCUGUGCGCUGGCCACUUUUUUGAAGGCGAACGGUGUCAAAGCCAUGGGGCGGGAUGGUGCCUAUUUGGUUGAUAAAUGGCCUCUCUUCCUGCAGAAGGAUAAAUCAAAGUUCAAAUUGAAAGACAAGUCAAAAAAGUCCGUCCCGAGUCAUGGGCAUCAGUUUGCGCCCGUAUCCUUCUCAACCACAUUGUACUAUUGCGUGGUGUGCAAUAAUUGUAUGUGGGGAGUAGCUCCGCAAGGAUAUCAGUGCACGAUCUGCGAUUUUAUUGUCCAUCGGAAUUGCAUGAAAUGUAUUGAGGAGUCGUGUGUGGGAGAGAAGAAAGACGUCAGACGAUCGCUGAUCAGUCUCAGUGGUGUGGAUUCGUUUUUCGGCCGGCGGCGGAGUAACAACAGUCCUACAUCCCUGAACAACAGUGCCAAAAAGUCCCAAGAAGAUAAAGAGGACAUCGACGCGACUGCCGGUGACGCCUCCAUUGAAGCGCCACAGCUUGAACCGAAAAGCUACGUCUCUCAAGUGGUCAAUCGAUUUGAGAGCGGAAAAAUGGACAUUCCCACGAUUCCCUCACCCACCGAUCCCACAGCGGAUAAAUCGCAAAAAUCACAAAAUCUCAGCGUUGUCGGACGGUCGGAGUCGCUGAAAACCCAGAAGAAGCAGCCAGCCAAACCGGGUGUACGGAAGAAAUCCGAUCCGGCGCAUUUCUACCGUGAUGAAGGAGAAGAUUCAGCCAGCACCAGCGGCGUGGGCUCAUUGGGCACUUCGGGAAUUUCCUCCGUAUCGUCGCAGUCAUUACCGAGUAACGGCAGCUCCAACAUUUCCACGGAAGGCAUUUCCGCCUUCGAUGAGGACGGGUCGGAUUUUGAAGCUGACCCUGACCAGAUUCCCAACUGGCAGGUCAAUGUCGACCAAACUAUCCUGGAUCAGAUGGAUAAUCGGGCACGGAAACGUCAAGAUGUCAUCGCCGAAUUGUUCCACACCGAGCAGACUCAUGUGCGCAAUCUGAAAGUGCUGGGGAAAUUCUUCUAUCAGCCGCUGUUGCGUGCACAACUCCUGUCAGCUGACCUCAUCACUCAAGUGUUCGCCAAUCUGGAGGAGAUGGUACAGCUGCACGGUGAGCUGAAUCGGCAUAUGCGAAUCGCCAAGAAAGUGUCACCCAUCGUGGAGAAAGUCGGCGAUAUAUUGUUGUCGCGUUUUGAUGGGGAGAAUGGCGCGGCGUUUAAGCGUGCGGCCGCCGCGUUCUGUCGUGAGCAAGCGGCGGGAUUAGAGGCGCUGAAGCACAGUCAGAAAAAGGAUCCCAAGUUGGCACAGUUUCUGCAGGAAUGCGCGGGCAAUCCCUUGUGUAGACGGCUGCAGCUAAAAGAUAUCAUUCCCACGGGGAUGCAACGGUUAACCAAGUAUCCUUUACUGCUGGAGCAGAUACUGAAAUAUAGUAACAACUCCACGGAAGAAGAGAAAGUGGAGCAUGAAAAGGUUACCCGUGCCCUAGGGGAAUGCAAGGAAAUUUUGGACUUCGUCAAUCAAGCCGUGAAAGAGAGCAACAAUCGUAAUCGCUUGAAGGAGCUACAAGAGAAAAUCGACAUGACAUCAUUCCACAAAGCCCAGAAUAAGCUGGCGCAAGAGCACAAGAAUCUUGAUCUUUCACGGUACCGCAUGCUGAUGGAUGGAGAUUUGACUUGGAAGCUGUCCAAGAAGCCGGUCGAUCUGCAUGUCAUCUUAUUGGACCGGAUGCUCCUCCUCGUCACCAAACAAGACGACAAACUUAUCCUGAAAUUCCAUUCGCCUCUGCUAAACGUCACGGAUAAAAAGACCGGGGAGAGUUUCUCCGGGAAAUAUUGGGCGCCGGUGCUGAGCUUGGAGGGUUUAUUCGUUAAAGACAACGCAACGAAUCCUCUCUCUUUCUAUCUGAUCAGCAAUACGACCGACGGUGCCCAGAUGUACGAAAUGAUCGCCAAUACGGCCAACGAGCAGAAGCAGUGGAUUAAGCACAUCAACGACGCCGUGGCCCGUAUGUCCAAAGUGUACGAGACCAUCCCGGAUGAUUUCCCGGUGACGGCGACGCCGAGUGUCACAGCCGCGCCUGUUGGUGAUGUGGAUGUGCCGGAUCAUGUCCGGGAAGAGGAGUCGGAGGGGGAGUUGGCCACGGAGGGUCUGUUCCAGACGGAGGAAUUGCCGCGCGCUACGCUUCUAACCUCGCCGUCGGAGUUGGUGGUGACCAUGGCCCGCGUGGAGGCGGCCGAGCGGAUCCUGACGCCGAUGGAGGAACUGAAGCGGCAUGAUGAACAGCUAGAGGAGUCGUUGUCGGAGAAGCAGCGUUUGGUGUCACAGAUCUUGGGGAUUGAGGAGAAAACGGAAAAAGUCGAGGAGAAAGUGGACAGCGGUCAGGCGGAUGCGAAAACGCUCCUGCAUCGCGUACUAAAGCAUACAGAAUCCUUGACGAGAUUACUGAAGGAUUCCCUGAAGAUCGUGCAUGAGGAGGGUGCGGCGGGUGCGGUGGAAUGUCCCGGUGAAAUGUUGGAUUCCCCGACCGUGGAUUGCGGUAUUCAGACGAUCAGCACAAUCCCCGUGGUGACCACGGAAUCGCUGGAGCCGAUUCAGACCGGAUUGAAUCGGAAUCUGACGGCCUUGUUAGAUGUCAUAUGUCAGAAGGAGGAAGAAACGCACCGGUUACGACAGGAUCUGCAGGCGGCGUUAGAGGAGGUGCAGAAUUUACGGCUGCGCGUCCGCUCGCCCAGUGUCUCGCGGGCCGGCAGUUCCGUGUCGGCGCGGUCCGAAGAGGAUCUGCAGCGGCUGACGGCGGAGGACAGCAGUUCUCUGGAGAACGUCGAGGACGCUCAUGACGUCAGCAGCAUUCCCGUGGUGGUCCAGGAGGGAACGGAGAGGCAGCCGUCGCCGCUGCCGCCAGUGCCACCGCCCGAGGGUGGGGAAGGGGUGCAACCUAUCUAAUAGGGUGUAUUUUGUUUUUAGCUUUUGAUUCUUCCACUUUGAUUAUCUUUCCUGUUUAUUGCAAUAAAUCCAAUGAAGCGGUUUGCGUUGCUUUAUUGUGGCGGCUGUUUGAAAGGGACUAUGAUGAGGCGGGGUACACGGAUUUUUUAAAAAUGAGAUUUUCCUUUAUUUUCGUCGUAGACUUUUUACUUGGUUUCUUUGUACACAGUACCCGUUUGUCGUUUUAUCGUUGCUCGGUUUUAUGAUCAGUACCGUUUUGUGCCACUUGCUAUGGUUUUAUAUGAAUAAAGAA